Messenger RNA from Toxoplasma gondii ME49, 1796 nucleotides. RefSeq names its product protein phosphatase 2C domain-containing protein. The record is from RefSeq and is a predicted model, not a curated record. Gene Ontology annotation, biological process: protein dephosphorylation. The coding region runs from base 1 to 1122 and encodes 373 amino acids. Gene Ontology annotation, molecular function: protein serine/threonine phosphatase activity. Lineage: Eukaryota; Apicomplexa; Conoidasida; Eucoccidiorida; Sarcocystidae. The transcript has 9 exons.
AUGAGAGACGUAUUUGCAAUAGUUGUGACGCUUCUGCUGUCACUGUUUUCUUUUCCAACCAAAACCCAUGCUGUCUUUAAGCGCCGGCAGAAACCAACUCCUCAUUUAGGACAUGACACUUUUCUACUCUCCGGCGAUGAGAGUGACACCAUGGUCAUGAAAACGAAGGAAUGGCACCUGAAAAUAGGAACAGCCAUGAUGAGGGGAAGACGACGAUAUUUUGAAGAUGCGUGUGUGGUUACGGCCGCUGUGCCUGGGCAACCGAACGUCCGUAUUCAAGCAGUAUUCGACGGUCAUGGUGGGCCAGAAUCGGCGCAGGCUCUGGCUGUAAACCUGCAAGAUGUUCUUACUGUCAUUGUCAUUGUCGAACACCUCGACCACAAGGAGGAGGUGAUUGUCCAAGGCCGGGAGAUCGUUCCAUCGAUGGACGGGCAUUUCGAUACCAUUCAAGAACUGAACAGUCGCUUUACCGAAUCUGCGCCUCGCGAAAAAAUAGAGAUUGGCAACAGAGAGCGCCCCUUCAAACUUCACGUCGUCAACGUUGGUGACUCCCGGGCGAUGUUGGUAACACGCGAGUCCUACGCUGCUCUGACGAGAGAUCACGUGCCAGAUGAUCCAGGGGAGUUGAGGCGCAUUCAAGAGACUGGUGAUGAGGUGAAAGUGGAACGCGGUUGUUUUCGGAUCAGAGGUCUCGCAAUGAGUCGUUCGUUUGGCGAUUUUGGGAAAAAGGAUAACCCUAGCCCGUCGCCAAUCACUGCAAAACCGGAUGUGAGAUAUUUCUACGCGACAUGGGAAGACGUUCUAAUUCUUCAUUCUGACGGUCUUCUUGCUGAGAGCGACAGAUGGGAAGAAGUUGCUGGUGCGGCUCUACAAUGCAUGGAGUCCGAGCCUCGGAUUCGCGGCGUUGCAACCUGUCUCGUACAACAGGCUUAUAGAAGAGGAUCCACCGACAACAUUACUGCCUUGGUGUCAACAUUUCAAAAACCGUGUACGCGUCCUGAAGCCAAACUUGAAAUUGUCUCAAUGACGAGGAGAACAAGUUCACCACGAAGGCUUCUGAAGGAGGACUGGACGUUCAAGCUGACACCGGAUACAGCCGACUUUUCGUUACCCAUGUUCUAGAUACCUAGAGCGUCUCAGCUGUAGUGUUGACGACCACAGCGAAGACACAAAGCUGAGAACCCCAAUGCUCAGAUAUGCCCCGGAUUCUUCAAAGUAUGUGCGUCCGUCAUUUACGCGAAGAACCGCAGGUCAGAAAAUGCAGUUGCUGUCGCAACAGCAAGAGGUGCUCACAAGAAUAUCAACAGCGGUGUACGACAGUCUUUUCCUUCUACGUUCAACUAGAAAAAGGAGACGGUGAGACUUGACAAGAAUAGCAACGACAUGCAUUCCUUUCCCCUGGAGCAAGCAGUUUAUGCUUGCAGUGUGCGCAACUGAUCAGCGGAGAGGGUAAUUGUUACAUCGGUUGUGACCGCCAAUGUUGUUGCCGUAAGGAGUGAAGGGCUCUUUCUGAAUUUGUUUUGCAAUUCGUCAGUUGCAUUUGAGACAGAUAUCGUUUCAUUUUGUUGGCUGAUAAACCAGAUUAGGGAUUUUGGGUGGAGAUGGCCUAAUCAUUCAGGUGGAUUGAGCGCUCUCGAUCACGAAAAACUACCCUAGGAAAGCUCUAGGUCGAUAGGCUCGCGGCACUAAAUCCUUCGUUUCUGUUACUUCGCAGAGCGUUCGUGUUUGCCGGUACGCGUGGCCCCGGCAGUUUGUGUUAGGUGACGAACUCUAAAGCAUAAUAAUCAGAAGAAGUU